Molecule: messenger RNA, 2236 nt
Organism: Cuscuta campestris
Lineage: Eukaryota; Viridiplantae; Streptophyta; Magnoliopsida; Solanales; Convolvulaceae
Source: the annotation of a GenBank genome assembly
GACCACAGCACACUCCAAGAUCAGUUCGUAGCCAUGAGAAUAAAUAUCAUAAGCCGCAAUAUUUUCAUAUGGGGCUACAAACACCGACAUAUUGACGUAAAUAUCCCUUUUCGCCAUCCCUCCUUCUCCAGAUCCUACUUGAAUUCAAAUCCCCUUUCCCAAACUCGACCUGAGAAGAAUCCACAGACCCACUCACAGUCUGAUCCUACAGUAACCCUUUAUGACAAUAACCAAGAGAUCAGUAGCCUUGGGCAUCGGGGAAAAGUUGUCGAGGCCAGGAGAGUGUUCGAUGGAAUGCCCCACAGAGAUAUUGUCUCCUAUGCGUCAAUGGUAAAUGUUUAUGUGAAGAAUAAGGAGCUUGUGGAAGCCGAAAGCCUUUACCUUUCCAUGCCAGAAAGGAAUGUCGUGUCUGACUCUGCAAUGAUUGAUGGUUAUGCCAAGGCUGGGAGAAUAGACGAGGCUCGGAGGCUCUUUGAUGGAAUGCCCGGCAAGAAUGUCUACUCUUGGACCAGUUUGGUUUCUGGGUAUUUUCACAUUGGAAAUGUGGAUGAAGCACGUAGGUUGUUUCGGCAGAUGCCCGAGAAAAAUGACGUUUCAUGGACUGCAGCUUUGAUGGGCUUUGCGAGGAAUGGGUUGAUUGAAGAAGCACGUAGUAAUUUCGACGAAAUGCCCCAUAGGAAUGUCAUUGCUUGGACUGCCAUGAUCAGGGCUUAUAUUGAGAACCAUGACCUUGAUAGAGCGCUCAAACUCUUUGAGCUAAUGCCAGAGCGUAAUUUAUAUUCGUGGAAUGUUAUUAUUCAAGGCUGUUUCGAUUAUCUUAGGGUGGAUGAGGCUAUGGAACUAUUUAAUAGAAUGCCAAGGAAAAAUGAGGUCUCUUGGACCAUAAUGGUAACUGGUCUUGCACACAAUGGGCUGACAGAAUCAGCAAGGAUGUAUUUUGAUCAGAUGCCGUAUAAAGAUGUGGCAGCCUGGAAUGCUAUGAUCUCUGUUUACUCUGGUGAAGGCCUGAUGAGCAAAGCUUCUGAGCUUUUUGAAUCGAUGCCAAAUAAGAAUGUUAUCAGUUGGAAUACGAUGAUUGAUGGAUAUGCCAAAAGUGGAGCUGAUGGUGAAGCCAUGAAGCUUUUUCGAUCCAUGCUUCGAUAUGGAAGAAGGCCAAACCAAACUACUAUUACCAGUGUCCUGACUUCAUGCAGUGGUGAUCUUGAGUUAUUGCAGAUUCACGCACUGGCCUUACUGCUAGGGUUAGAACAUGAGGUGUCCGUCACUAAUUCUCUGAUCACCCUGUAUUCUAGAAAUGGAGACCUUACCUCCUCGAUGAUUGCUUUCGAAAACCAUAAAACGAAGGAUGUUGUGUCAUGGACUGCAAUGAUACUUGCAUAUGCUUAUCAUGGUCUUGCCAUUCACGCAUUGCAAACCUUUGCACAAAUGCUAAGAUCAGGAGAGAAGCCCGAUGACAUCACAUUUGUGGGCGUGUUGUCAGCAUGCAGUCAUGCAGGUUUGGUGAUGAAGGGUCAGAAGCUUUUUGAUGCCAUGGUGCAUGCCUAUGGACUAAAACCAAGAUCUGAGCACUACUGUUGCCUUGUCGAUAUUUUAGGAAGGGCUCGGCUCCUUGACAAGGCUAUGAGGGUUGUGGCACAUAUGCCACCAGAAGAGGUAGAUGGGGCUGUCUUAGGGGCACUACUUGGCGCGUGCAAACUAUAUGGAGAUGCCGCACUAGCAAGCCAGAUUGGGAAUGAACUUAUCAAACUUGAGCCGAGUAGUUCCGGUGCUUAUGUACUCUUGGCAAAUGCAUAUGCUGCUUCUGGUAACUGGGACAAUUUUGCACAGGUACGCAAGAAGAUGAAACGAAGGGAGGUAAAAAAGGUGCCCGGGUUUAGUCAAAUAGAAGUCAGUGGUAAGUGUCAUGUAUUUUGUGUGGGGGAUAGGUCCCAUACUGAAAUGAGUCAGAUCUAUGAGGUGCUGCAAGAGAAGCUUCAGCCUUUGAUGCGGGAAACGGUUUUAAGUUAUCAAGACCCUCUCUUUAGUGAUGUAGUGUUAAUCUAACUUUGACAAGUACUACUUUGCUUACCUACCUGCAACUCUGCAAGUGCAGUAUAACACAUGGAGAUCAAUGCAAAGGUGGUCUACUGGUACUUUUAAUCUUUAAGGCAAAAUUUUCAUUUUCUCCAUUGGAUUAAUCACACAAUUCUUUUAUGUAAUGUUGUGAUUAGUUUACAAAUUAAUUUAGAUUCCGAUU